ACACGCUCUUCACGGACCUUCUCUCCAGCUAAUUAUUUUCUCUUCACCACUCCAAUCCACCUUAUUCUAUUGCAACAAAUGACCGAUAACAACAAGAGCACCAGUAGCCAAGUCGAAAUCGACGAGGGCCUGUACUCGCGCCAGCUCUACGUGCUGGGCGUGGAUGCCAUGAAGAAGAUGAGCGCGUCGAACGUGCUGAUCAUCGGACUGCGCGGCCUCGGAUGCGAGAUUGCAAAGAACGUUAUCCUGGCUGGCGUCAAGAGCGUCACGCUUUAUGACCCGGCGCCCGUCGAGCUGCGCGACCUGUCGUCACAGUUCUUCCUUCACGAGGAGGAUGUGGGCAAGCGCCGCGACGAGGUAACUGCGCCGCGCCUGGCCGAGCUCAACCAGUACGUGCCGACGUCGGUGUUUGGCGGCUCGCUCACGCCCGCGGAUCUGAAGGCGUUCAGCUGCGUCGUUGUCACGGAAAUGCCACUGCUGCAGCAGCUCGAGUUUAGCGAAGCAGCGCAUGCCAACGGAAUCUACUAUAUCUCGACGGAGCUGCGUGGCCUGUUUGGCUACGCCUUCAACGACUUUGGCGAAAACUUUGUUGUGGUUGAUCCCACAGGCGAGGAGCCGCUGUCGGGCAUGGUUGCCAGUAUCGAGAAGAGCGCUGAGGGCGUCGUCACGUGCCUGGACGAGACACGCCAUGGCCUCGAGGACGGGCAGUUUGUCACGUUCACUGAAGUGCAGGGCAUGGGCGAGCUUAACGGCUGCGAGCCGCGCCAGGUCAAGGUCCUGGGACCCUACACGUUCAGCAUCGGUGACACCACAGUGUUCGGCGACUAUGUGCGCGGUGGUCUGUUCCAGCAGGUCAAGCAGCCAGUCACAGUCAACUUCACAUCGCUCAAGGACGCCCUGGAGAACCCCGAGUUCCUGGUUUCGGACUUUGCCAAAUUCGACCGUCCCGCACAGUACCACGUUGGCUUCCAAGCCCUGCAUGCCUUUGCUGCUGCCAACGGCGGCAAGCUGCCCCGGCCCGGCAACGAUGCCGACGCGGCCGAGGUGCUGCGCCUGGCCAACGGGAUCAACGAUAAAUGGUCGCAGAAGACCGAGCUCGACGCCGAGCUGCUGAAGAAGCUAUCGUACCAGGCCCAGGGCGACCUGUCCCCGAUGGUCGCUGUGUUUGGCGGUCUGGUCGCUCAGGAGGUGCUGAAGGCGUGCACAGGCAAGUUCUCGCCAAUCAAGAACUUUAUGUACUUUGACUCGCUCGAGUCCCUGCCUGUCGGCUUCGAGCCCUCCGAGGAGGAUCUCGCUCCAAUCGGCUCGCGGUACGACGGCCAGAUUGCAGUCUUUGGCCGCAAGUUCCAUGAGAAGAUCACAAACUUCCGCGAGUUCCUGGUCGGCUCUGGCGCUAUCGGCUGCGAGAUGCUGAAGAACUGGGCGAUGAUGGGCCUGGCCACCGGUCCGCAGGGUGUCAUCCACAUCACUGAUAUGGAUACCAUUGAAAAGAGCAACCUCAACCGCCAGUUCCUGUUCCGCCCUGGUGAUGUCGGCAAGCUCAAGUCCGAGACUGCGUCGGCCGCUGUGGUUGCCAUGAACCCCGAGCUCAAGGGCAAGAUCCAGACGCACCAGGACCGCGUUGGAGCCGAGACCGAGGCCGUGUACAAUGACUCGUUCUUUGAAGGCAUCGAUGGCGUGACCAACGCGCUUGACAACGUUGAGGCUCGCCAGUACAUGGACCGCCGCUGCGUCUUCUACCGCAAGCCGCUGCUCGAGUCUGGCACGCUAGGCACCAAGGGUAACACGCAGGUUGUUGUGCCAUUCCUGACCGAGUCGUACUCGGCCAGCCGCGACCCGCCCGAGAAGUCGAUUCCGAUGUGUACGCUCAAGAACUUCCCGAACGCCAUCGAGCACACCAUCCAGUGGGCACGCGACCUGUUUGCUGGGCUGUUUGCCCAGCCAGCCGAGAACGUCAAUGCGUUCCUGUCGACACCCAACUACAUCGACCAGAUCGAGACGCUGACUAGCAUCCGCAACUUUUUGGUUGACGACAAGCCGCUGACAUUCGACGACUGCGUCGCCUGGGGCCGCCGCCGCUUCGAGGAGCACUACAACAAUGCUAUCCUGCAGCUGCUGUACAACUUCCCCAAGGACUCGGUCACAAGCUCGGGCCAGCUGUUCUGGUCGCCGCCCAAGCGCGCUCCGGAUGCCAUUGCCUUUGACGCGUCGAACGAUCCUGCACACCGCGAGCACAUCAAGGCUGUUGCUACAGCCGUCAGCAUCCCGCCCUUCGCCCCCAAGUCGGGUGUCAAGAUCCAGGUCAACGAGAACGACGACAGCGGCAGCGGUGACGCCGACGCCAGCCAGCUCGACGAGCUCAUCAACUCGAUGCCCGAUCCCUCGAGCUUUGCGGGCGUGCGCCUGUCGCCGGCCGACUUUGAGAAGGACGACGACAGCAACUUCCACAUUGACUUUAUCACGGCGGCAUCGAAUCUGCGCGCGACCAACUACGGCAUCACGCCGGCCGAUCGGUUCCGCACGAAGCAGAUUGCGGGCAAGAUCAUCCCGGCCAUCGCCACGACCACAGCGCUGGUGACUGGACUGGUGUGCCUGGAGCUGUACAAGCUGAUUGGGUCGAGCUCCGGCGACAAGAAGCGGUCGAUCGAGGACUACAAGAACGGCUUCGUCAACCUAGCCCUGCCGUUCUUUGGGUUCUCGGAGCCCAUUGCGCCCGAGAAGCGCAAGUACAACGACACCGAGUUCAGCGACUGGGACAUGUUUGACUUUGACCACGAUAUCACGCUGCAGGAGCUCGUUGACUACUUCCGGAACGAGCACAACCUGGGCGUCAACAUGAUCAGCUCGGGUGUCAGCAUGCUGUACUCGCCGUUCCUGAACCGCAAGAAGGCUGCCGAGCGCAUGCCGAUGAGGAUGUCGGAGAUUGUGACUAGCAUCACCAAGAAGGAGAUCCCCGAGCAUGUCAAGUGGAUUGUUCUGGUUGUCUGCUGCGACGACGACGACGACGAGGAUGUCGAUGUCCCCGAGGUCCGCAUCAAGAUUCGCACCUAGAUUGCUUUGCUUUAAGUCCUGUGGUGAAUACAAGCAGCCAGAGGUUUGCGCCGUGUUCUUUACCUCUACUUUUCUAAUUCUCGACUCGUGCUUUUUGUAUCCUUAAGUAUGGAGAAGAGACCUCGUGAG
This is a messenger RNA of Linderina pennispora, 3180 nucleotides long. Its product is annotated as ubiquitin-activating emzyme E1. Gene Ontology annotation, cellular component: SUMO activating enzyme complex; cytoplasm. The coding region runs from base 79 to 3051 and encodes 990 amino acids. Gene Ontology annotation, molecular function: SUMO activating enzyme activity. The record is from RefSeq and is a predicted model, not a curated record. Gene Ontology annotation, biological process: protein sumoylation. The transcript is spliced from 5 exons. Lineage: Eukaryota; Fungi; Kickxellomycota; Kickxellomycetes; Kickxellales; Kickxellaceae.